CGGAGCAUUAGAGCGACUAAAAUUGAAGUCGCACGAGUGUGUUCCUAUCGCUAAACGCUGAUGCUGCAGAGACAAACAGCCGUGUUUUGUCGUUAUCCGGGAAUUAUCCAGCGUUGUCUACGGAGAAUGUCUGAUAGGAAGGAUUCUCGUUCUAAACAGUGGAAUCUACAGCCAACCACGACUGCUAGAAACACAUUCAAUGCUAUUCGAGCUAUAAUAGACACGAGCACCGCCAAACCGAAUCCCGAAUACGAAACUAUCAAACUGGCUGCAGGUGACCCCGCUGUGUACCCGGGUUUUGAACCACCAUCAUCAGCGCUAGAGGCUAUCCGCGAGUCUGUGAACAGUGAGAAGUUUUGUGGAUAUCAACCUGCUCAUGGAAAUGCAACAGCGAGAAAAGCAGUGGCAGAGCUGUAUUCUACCCCAACACAAUCUCUGUCUUCUGAUGAUGUUUUGUUGACGUGUGGUUGCAAUGGAGCCCUUGACAUAUGUUUCAGAGGCCUGGCUAACCCUGGUGAUAACAUUCUCAUUCCAUCACCAGGAUUUAUUAUCUAUACAACAAUGUUGGACAGUUAUGGUAUUGGAUUUAAAGAGUAUCGACUCCUACCGGAACAAAACUGGGAUGUGGACUUAUAUCAUCUAGAAUCUCUGUUUGACAGUAAAACGAAAGCUAUUGUUGUCAAUUGUCCAUCAAAUCCAUGUGGUUCUGUUUACACAAAGGAACACAAGCUGGAGAUUAUUAAAUUAGCUGCAAAGCAUUGUGUUCCAAUCAUAGCAGAUGAAGUGUAUGGUGGGAUGGUUUUUGCUGAUAUCGAGUACAAAUCAUUUGGAGCACUUUCAACAGAUGUGCCUAUUUUGUCAUGUGGAAGUUUGGCAAAACGGUACCUCGUUCCUGGUUGGCGAUUAGGUUGGAUUGUAUUGUACGAUUCCGUCACAGCACUCAGCUCUGAGGUUCGAGAGAGUCUUGUGAGAAUGUGUCAAGUCAUUCUUGGCCCCUGUGCAGUCAUACAAGGAGCUGUACCAAAAAUCCUCAAGGAAACGCCUACAGAGUUCUUCCAAGCAAUUAACAGGAAACUAGGGGAGAAUGCUAUAUUGGUCUUUGACCGUCUAAGCAAGGUCCCUGGGCUAACUCCUAUUAUGCCAAGAGGUUCAAUGUACACAUUGGUUGGUAUCGAUCAAAAACAACAUGCUGGUUUUAAGGAUGACUAUGAUUUCACUGAACGUCUCUACAGUGAAAUGUCAGUUCGCUGUAUUCCAGGCAAGGCUUUCAGGGCUCCUGGGUUCUUUCGCAUUGUCCUGUGUGCUUCUCAAGCCAAAUUAAUUGAAGCUUGUGAUAGACUGUCUGAAUUUUGUGCUCGACACUGUACUUCUCUGUGAUUGGCUGCCAGCCUAGCCUGUUGUUUGUUGUUUGCAAUCAAAUGUGUAUGAGAGUAGUGAUUACAACAAACAAGCUUAGGUGAUGCACA
Messenger RNA from Corticium candelabrum, 1466 nucleotides. RefSeq names its product tyrosine aminotransferase-like. The transcript is spliced from 12 exons. Gene Ontology annotation, biological process: L-tyrosine catabolic process; biosynthetic process; L-phenylalanine catabolic process. Gene Ontology annotation, molecular function: pyridoxal phosphate binding; L-tyrosine:2-oxoglutarate transaminase activity. The record is from RefSeq and is a predicted model, not a curated record. The coding region runs from base 61 to 1377 and encodes 438 amino acids. Lineage: Eukaryota; Metazoa; Porifera; Homoscleromorpha; Homosclerophorida; Plakinidae.